AUGGGCGCCACGAUCAAUGAGAUCCAGGAAGCUUCAAACACCGACAUCAAGAUGAACCAGGACACCAAGGAAGCAGGAUACAGCUAUGCCAUAGUCACCAGCAUCAAGAAUGUGGAAGGCGACCUAGACACUGCGGAACGUCUCAUCAAUGAGAAGAUCGCAGGUGGCGGCGGUGGUGGCGGUGGUGGCAACAGAGGCGGUGGCGGUGGUGGUCCGGAGCCUCGAAAACAGCCAAAGCGAAUGUAA
Molecule: messenger RNA, 246 nt
Organism: Durusdinium trenchii
Lineage: Eukaryota; Dinophyceae; Suessiales; Symbiodiniaceae
Source: the annotation of a GenBank genome assembly